UACUUCUGGUACCGAUCCCCUCUCUCUCUCUUCGCCUUUUGACCUAAAAAGAUCCCGCAGUUUAUGGGCAGGGAAAGAUCAGCAACAACCAUGGAGAGGAAUGAUGGGAAGGACGCAGUUAUAUCUCCAGGAAUGAAGGUAGCCAAAGAAGAAGACAUGAGAAAAUCCUUAUUCAGUGCAGCAAAAUCACCAACUGAAACUGGCAGACCAAGCAGCAUGGUUUUUAAGAAAGCUCACAGAGUAAUACCAGCUCAUAUAGUUGCUGAAGCCAUAUCUACGCUGCACGGUCUGGACCUAAGGUGGUCAGGACCGAUAACUCCGACUGAAAUGCAAUAUGUGGAGCAGUAUGUUGUGGCCAAGUACCCAGAGUACUCCAACGCCCUCGUGGAAGGAGGAGAGAAAACCGAUCUCUAUGAUCUCUGUGUCACAGAAAAACUUGAAGAACCUCAGCCAGACGACAAGCGGAAAUCGCCAAGAGGAUUUUCCAGAGACACCUUUGGAAGCAGCCUCCCUGAUCUCGAGAAUACACAGCUGGAGCCAUCGAGAUUGCUCAGCAUCCUCACCAAAAAGUCCUCUUUCGUCGGGAGCUUCGUCUCAAUUCCUGAAAUUCAAGCUAGAAACAAGGUUUUGAAGCACUGUGGAUUACCUGAUGAGGAGUAUCUUGUUCUCUUUACCCAGAACUAUAAGGAUGCAAUGAUGUUGGUUGGAGAAAGCUACCCCUUUUUCAAGGGGAACUAUUACCUGACAAUUAUCGGGGAAGAUGCUGAUUAUGUGAAAGAAUUCGCAACCUAUAAGGAAUCAAGAGUGAUUGCAGCACCAGAAUCUUGGUUGGAUUUGAGGAUUAAGGGUUCACAACUUAGUCAUUAUUUCAGAAGGAAAUGCAAGCACACUCCCAAAGGGCUGUUUUCCUACCCGGUUGAAGUAAAUGGAACGCGAUACUCCAUGCAUUGGAUUUCAGAAGCCCAUCGCAACUCAUGGCAUGUUCUGCUAGACACUACCGCAUUGGCUGUGGGAGAAGAUCAGCUGAAUCUUGCACUCUAUAGGCCAGAUUUUGUGCUAUGCAGUCCUGAUAAUACACAUGCUCAUUCUUCGACGGUUACCUGCCUUUUGGUAAGAAGAAAGUCCUUCGACAUGUCAACCUCCUCUGCAGCAGUGAAUGAGUGAAGUUAUUAUGUAUAAACCUGUAAAAACAUUAAAGUUUAGCUCAAGUGUCAAGUAGACAUUUUCAUGAUGAAAAUAUUCCUCUUGAAUGCUUAAAGCAA
Messenger RNA from Salvia splendens (bonfire salvia), 1262 nucleotides. RefSeq lists its product as uncharacterized. NCBI's taxonomy places the organism in Eukaryota, Viridiplantae, Streptophyta, Magnoliopsida, Lamiales, Lamiaceae. The coding region runs from base 64 to 1164 and encodes 366 amino acids. The record is from RefSeq and is a predicted model, not a curated record. The transcript is spliced from 3 exons.